Podarcis muralis (Common wall lizard) is the source of this 1469-nucleotide messenger RNA. RefSeq names its product RWD domain containing 3 (gene RWDD3). The record is from RefSeq and is a predicted model, not a curated record. Gene Ontology annotation, molecular function: protein binding. Gene Ontology annotation, biological process: positive regulation of protein sumoylation; positive regulation of hypoxia-inducible factor-1alpha signaling pathway. Lineage: Eukaryota; Metazoa; Chordata; Lepidosauria; Squamata; Lacertidae.
UCUUUUCACCACAAUGUACACAACCUUGGUUAUUGAGGCAACCAGAGGUAACCACGAAUCAGCUGUCAGCGGCAGAAGCCGCAUCCUUUGCCUUUGCCUUAAUGAGCGGAGGAGGCGGAGCGCCCCCUUGUGGACACGGGACUCCUUUUCAAGCCCGUCCCCGUUUUCAAUCCGGGCGGAAGGGGCGGCGCGUCUCUCUGCCAUGUCGGACUUGGCUUUAGAGGAGCUCUCUGCGAUUGCCGCGAUUUACUGCGGGGAAGAUGAAUGCGAAGUGCUGGAGGUGUCAGCUGCUGGCAAGCUGAACCAAACGUUCUCCGCUGCUGCCAGUCGCCUCCGAAGACCCCAAGGCUGCUUUGCACGAGUUUACUGUCGGACUGCUAAACAUCACCAAUGCACAUUAAAUAUGCAUCUGAAGACGGAAGGAAUCACAUUUAGGAUUCAGACCAGCUCAAAAGGACCUUUGGGCGCAGAUAUAUUGUUGAAGCUGUUGUUUCAUUUGCCGAUUGGUUACCCAUCAAGCCUGCCGAAUAUCUCUGUUAGCUCUGAGCAGCUUACAAGGACGCAGUGUGCAGCCGUGAAAGGGAGAUUACUCGAGGAAGCAAGGAGGCAUUUUUCACAGCCCAUGGUACACGAGCUGAUUCUCUGGAUAGAGCAGAAUCUUAAGCAUGCUGUCGAGCAAGCUGAAACUUCAGUCUGCAGCGGGGAAAGUACUCUAUCAACAGACGGACCUGAGGAGGAUGGUGUCUGGAUUGCCCUUCUGCGUUUAGAUCACAUGAGAGCGAAGGGAAAAUAUGUCAAAACAGUAGAAAAAUGGUGUGCAGAUCUAAAGCUGACUGGAAGACUGAUGUUCAUGGGCAAGAUGAUUCUGAUUCUUCUUCAAGGAGACAGAGCGAGCAUUAAGGAAUAUCUUCUUCUUCAGAAAACCAGCAAGGUGGAUGUGGAUUCGAGCGGAAAGAAGUGUAAAGAGAAAAUGAUUAGCGUUCUUUCAGAAACAAAAGCCCAGGCAGCACACAGAAGGUUUCAGGCAUUUGAAGUCAAAGAGUACUCAACGCUGGGUGAGCUGCAAAAUGAAUUUGAGGCUGCGGGCCUGGCAGAACUGUUCAGCGAGUUUGUGCUGGCUCGCCUGAAGUAAUUCUGAAGCAAGCGCAUGUGGCUGAGACUAAAACUGUCAUUGAACGUAUCAAAUGGAUGCCGAGAGAAGGUAAAAUGAAAGGUUUUGGUGGAGGACAGCUCUGAAGUGUCUCUUGCAAAAUGUCAGGAAAAAGCUGUCUCCUUGGGAAGUUCUCACACUCAGAUCGGGUGAUGUUUUUGAUUGUGACCACUCUUCGCUGGAACACUUUGCGUAUGAAUGAUAUUUAAGAACCGCAGGUCAGAUGGGAAGCAUGGGCGGCACAGAAAUCACCCUAUUCUUUGGGAUCAGGGUGGAUUGUUCCUCCUUUCUUCUAUAAAUAAAUGAUCUUUUAGAAUAA